UCUCUAUCUUUCCCAAUCAAUUUCCAAGACCCCAAUAAUUCCCCCUUCUCUCUCUCCCCCAAUCAAUUCCACUUUUCUCUCCAGAAAAUCAAUUCCCCUUCUCUCUCGUUCUUCUCUCUGUCAAUUCCCCAGACCCAUUGAAUUCCAAAGGCGGAGAGGCAGCAGAUCUAGGAUGGCACAGAGGCAGCAGGUCUGGGCGUCUGGCGGAUAGGCAGAGUCAGCGAAGGGAGGUGGCGACGGAGGCGUGGCCGGCUUCUUGUCUACCCCUUGCUCUGUUCUUGAUGGAGCGGCGGACGGCGCCUUCAUAGAUUCUCGCGGGAAGACGAAGGAGGAGGUCGGAAGAGCAACCGUUUGGGGGGAUCAGGGUGGGCCAGCCGUUGCCGUCGGUUAGCCGGUUAACCGCGGCUAGCCGUCGUCGGUUACUCGGCUAACCAACAACGUUCUUUCUGCCUCCAACAACCAACCGCGUUGCUUAAGGAUUGGUUUCCGGUUAUCUGAUAACUGGCGAUUAUCGGUUGUAACUGGCGAUUAUCCGAUAACCGGCAACCGAUCUGUCACCCCUACCAAUGGGUAUGCAAUUUAUAUGAAAAACAUUAGAAAUAUUGGUUAUUUCUAUUAUAAGACCAAGAAAACAAACAAUAUUAUGAUAAAUGUAGUUAAAUUUUAGAGAAAUUGAGGUUUUCACUAAUUAACAACUUUAUUAUAGCUAAAUUAUGAUGUAAUAAAAGAAAAUUCCUAUGUAAUUUGACUAAAAUUACAUGUAAUUUAGGCAAGAACGGGUCGAGAAUGGGGUGGAUCAGGGCAGUUCGGCUCGAUGAGAGUACCCAUGCCCCCCCCCCCCCCAAACAGGCUAAACAGGUCUGGUAAAAAGGGCCAGGUCGAAAUUGCCAUCCCUAAUUGUCGGGGAACCUUGGUAACUAGUAGAAAACCAUUAUGUUGUUAGUUUAUUCUUUACUUUGUUUUGUUAGUUUGUUUGGUUUUGCGUCUUCUUUUUGUUUUUGUUUCGUUUUGUGUUUUGUUAUCCAACUUUGUACGUCACGGGUUGUUGAGGUUGUAUUUUGUAGAACUUUUGUAUGCGAAGAAGGGAUUCUUUGAAGAUAUUAUCUCUUGAUAUAGAAAUUGAGAGAACCCUUCGAAAUCGGAGAAGAUUUGCAAGACCUCAAUCUCCACCAAUGGCGGAACAUCAAGCUCAAGUUCCACCAAGGCCUAGAACAAUGUGGUCUUAAUCUUGCCCGGGAAUUAAUGAUAUUCAGUCCCCAAUAGUGCACCCUAAUUUGACGGGGCAAGAGUGCGAUGUCACACCAGGUAUGAUUUCCAUGAUCAAGAACGAUUACCAAUUCAAGGGAGCAAAGGAUGAAAUACCUCAUCAUUAUGUGGAGGAAUUUCUGACUGAUGGGCUGAAUGUGAAUGAAGAUGUUAGGGAAUUGGUUCGCUUACGCCUUUUUCCCUUUUCACUUUCUGGAGAAUCUAGAAAGGGGUUCAUGAUCCAACCUCACCAUUCUCAUGGGAAGAGCUUUGCAAUAAAUUUCUGAACAAAUUCUAUCCCUCCUCCAAAACCGCAAGCAUGAGAGCUAUCAUCAACACGUUCAAGCAGAUGGAGCAAGAGACCUUGGGGAAAGCAUGGGAGAGAUUCAAUUUCCUACUCUAUAAGUGUCCCCACCAUGGUGUUCAAGAUAGGAGAAAUGUAUAGAUUUUCUUUAAGGUAAUCGAAAUCAAAGAGAAGAAUCACAUCUUGAUGACGGCAGGUGGAAAUUUGAAGAACAAGGAACCACUGGAUGUCCUGAACCUCUUGUAGGACAUGCGGAAAAUGAGCAUGAUUGGAAGGAAUUACAGAAAGGAAAGGAGUUAAGUCCCAUCUUAUUUUCAUCAAUUUCUCCAAUGGAUGAAGGGACCUAGAGGCCUUCACACUUGAUCAGGGUCAAGUUACAACCACUCCACCUCCACUAAAGCAAUCUUUUAAGGAGAAAUCGUCCUCGGAGGCAGAAAAUGGAGUACCCUUGCCAGCUUUGCAGUUAGAAUCAACCAACAGUAAUGGGAAUAUGGAGACCACUCCAAGGGAAAUAGAGGAUCUAGAAGUUUGCAUGUCAAAAUUCCAGGAAGUUGCAAGGGAGAGCUUUGACCGAACAAAGAUAGUAGAAUAACUUCUAGGGACUUCCAUGAACUGAAGAAGAACCAAGAACGAAGCUAGCGGCGGAAAAAGAAAAGACAAAAGAUGGGGAGAUCACUUCCCCCAACCCACCAAAAGUUGGGGAAUCGAUUAACAGAAAUUCACAGAGGAUGGAAACCCUGGCUACCGGAGAAAAAACUAGGUUGGGGAACAAGGUCUCUUCCUCACCUUACCCCUCCAGGUUCAGGAAUGACAUUUUGGAUAAUGAGUUUGCGGAGUUCUUAACCCUUCGGAAGUAAAUCCGGAUCGAAUCCCAUUUUUGGAUGUUGUGACUCAGAUUCCCAUAUAUAGAAAACAUGUGAUAAACUUGUUGACCAAGAAGGAGAAAUUGGGGGAGAUCUCGACUUUUGAUCUCAACGGUAUGGGCUCCCUAGUGCUUUAGAGCAAGCUCCCAAAGAAGAAGAACGACCCAGGGAGUUUCACUAUACCUUGCAUGAUUGGUGGUUUCUUGUUUAAGAAUGUUUAGCAGAUUUAGGGGCUCGUAUUAUGUCAUCCCCUAUCAAGUCUUUAGGAAGUUAGAUAUAGGUGAACUAGCUCCUACUCAAAUGAACAUCCAACUAGAUGAUAGGUCUAUUGUUUCAUAUUUCCAUCUGACUUUGUUAUCCGGGACAUACAUGGGGAUGUCGAUGCUCCUCUCAUUCUUGGUCCAUUUCUACACCAGCUAAAUCUGUUAUUGUUGUUCACAAUGGUAAAAUGCCACUAAGAUUACGGAAUGAAGAGGUCACGUUCACAAAUCAAGCUAGGGUACAUAUUAAUGAAGAGUCUAAUGAGUUUCAUUUUUUAGAAGAAUUACCUAAUUUGUAUAGUGUGCCUUCUAACGUGUUCCGUGAGUCUGAUGAUACUCUUGAACGAUGUCUUGUAGUAGGUACGGAGAUCGCAUAGGAGAUGAACUUAAACGAGCAACUAAAUGCAUUGGAUAACAAAAUUGGUGAAGAAGUGCAUGAGAAGAUGGAGCCUCUACCAGAAAUAAAGCAAAUUGCACCGUCAAUCGAAGAACCACCGAGUCUAGAGUUGAAGCCCUUACCUGAGCACCUUGAAUACGCUUUAUUGAGGGAGGACUCAAAGCUUCCGGUGAUUAUCAAUGAGAAUCUCACAAUAGAGCAGAAGUCAGCCCUCAUUCAGCUUCUAAGGAAACAUGUGAAGGCUAUAGCGAUGAAGAUAACAGACAUUCAAGGGAUCAACCCAUAUUUCUGCACCCAUAAAAUCAACAUAGAGGACACGAGCAAGUUGAUGAUUCAACCUCAACAUUGUCUUAAUCAAAACAUGGUGGAAGUGGUUAAAACAAAAAUAAUCAAAAUUCAUGAUGCAGGGAUCAUCUAUCCUAUUUCUGAUAGCACUAGGGUGAGUCCAACUCAAGUGGUUCCUAAGAAAGGAGGGAUGACGGUCGUCCCAAAUGACAACAACGAACUUAUUCCCACACAGACGGUCACAAGAUGGCGUGUUUGUAUCGACUAUCAUAGACUUAACGAGGUUACUAUAAAGGAUCAUUUCCCACUCCCAUUCCUCGAUCAAGUGUUGGAGCAACUUGUCGGUCAUGAUUACUACUGCUUCUUGGAUGGGAUGUGCAAUUAUUUCCAGAUUCCCGUCUCCCCAGAAGACCAAGAGAAGACUACCUUGGCCUGCCCCUUUGGAAGAUUCGCCUACAUGAGAAUUCCCUUUGGUCUCUACAAUACCUCUGAAACAUUCCAACACUGCAUGAUCGCUAUUUUUGACAAGUUGGUUGGGGAAAUGAUGGAGUUUUUCAUGGAUGAUUUUUUCUAUGUUUAGGGAUUCUUUUGCCCUUUGCUUUCGGAAUCUGGAGAAGGUUUUGGAGCGAUGUGUAGAAACUAACCUCUCACUCAAUCGGGAUAAAUGUCAAUUCAUGGU
Molecule: messenger RNA, 4033 nt
Organism: Linum trigynum
Lineage: Eukaryota; Viridiplantae; Streptophyta; Magnoliopsida; Malpighiales; Linaceae
Source: the annotation of a GenBank genome assembly